Molecule: messenger RNA, 563 nt
Organism: Vitis riparia (riverbank grape)
Lineage: Eukaryota; Viridiplantae; Streptophyta; Magnoliopsida; Vitales; Vitaceae
Product: protein SODIUM POTASSIUM ROOT DEFECTIVE 1-like
Exons: 3
Coding region: 9-257 (82 amino acids)
Molecular function (GO): metal ion binding
Source: RefSeq, a predicted model, not a curated record
CGGAACCAAUGCCCUUCCAUCCACCUUCUUCAACACCUUCAUUGGAUCAUGUUUUCCAGGUGGUUGUGAUGAGAGUUUCCCUUCAUUGCCAAGGUUGUGCUGGUAAAGUGAAGAAACACUUAUCUAAAAUGGAAGGAGUGACAUCAUUCAGCAUAGACCUAGAGACCAAAAGGGUGACAGUGAUGGGACACGUCUCACCAUCAGGAGUGCUUGAGAGUAUAUCAAAGGUGAAGAAAGCAGAGUUAUGGAGCUGCUGAAUCGACUUAAUUAAAAUGGUAGGAGAGGUCACAUGGUGCCAAUCAGAAGCAAAAUGAAGAUGCUUUGUAUUUAUAUUCUCUUUAGGCAACUUGUUUGGUUGUGUAGAAAAUUAGGAGUGGGUGGAAAUGUGAUCAUGUGCUUUGGAGCAGUAUUGAUGGUGAUGUGUGAGAGGGUUGACAGCAACAUCCCCCAUCUUUCUAUCUCUAUUUCCAUGGUUAAGGGCACUGUGAUGUUAUAAAUGCUUUCAAUUGGAUCUACUUUUCAAGGAGGGUAAUCAAUGUUUUUUUCUUUUCUUUUCUUUUUUA